This is a messenger RNA of Populus trichocarpa (black cottonwood), 1828 nucleotides long. Its product is annotated as protein JINGUBANG. The record is from RefSeq and is a predicted model, not a curated record. Bases 53 to 1444 code for a protein of 463 amino acids. Lineage: Eukaryota; Viridiplantae; Streptophyta; Magnoliopsida; Malpighiales; Salicaceae. Gene Ontology annotation, molecular function: protein binding. The transcript has 2 exons.
GACCCAGCCGAUGUUGCAUUAAAUACCUUUUCCUACCAAAAGUAAUUAAUUCAUGAAACCAUAUUACAAUACCAUGAACGAAUCCUUUCUCACAAUAUCUGCACUCGCAUUUGCCUUGAGAGACAAAAACAAAGGACAAAUCAUGGCCUCAUUAGACUCUCCGAACUCACCUCCGAACCCAUCUUUUGCAAUAAGAGAAACCGCAGCCCACAAGUUCCUGAGAAGCAUCUCCAUAGGAGAAGCACCCUCAUUCUCACAUUUUCCUUGUAGCCCAGCACCUCGCCUAAGCACUAAUUCAAACAUCCACACCUCUCCAAUAUUCUCCUCUCCUCCUCGUCAAGGCUCUUGCACUCCUGUUGAUAACCUUGUCACCAACUCUGAAAGCACUAAUUAUACUUAUAGGUGCCUAUCUUCAGUCCUCAAAAGAGAUGGCCAGAUAUUAUCUAUAGCAAUGUCAAAUAGCCUUAUCUAUUCUGGUUCUUCAACCAAUAUCAUUCGGCUAUGGAAACUACCUGAGUUCAGUGAGUGUGGUCACCUUAAGAGUAAGGCCCGCAUGGUUGUUGCAUUACAAGUUUCACAUGAUAGGGUUUAUGCUGCCUAUGCCGAUGGCAAGAUUCGAAUUUGGAGGAGAACAUGGGAUGGAGCUUUCAAACACAUCCGGUUGGCAACGAUUCCUAGCUCCGGCGGAUAUGUCCGAAGCCUUAUUGCCCGGAAAGAUAAGAUGAUGAAGCAUGUGGGGCCAAUAACAUCAUUAGCAAUCAACCUUUCUGAUGACAUCAUAUAUUCAGCUUCCCUUGAUAGGACAGUGAAGGUAUGGAGAAUAUCAGACCUCAAAUGCAUUGAGACCAUCCAAGCGCAUUUAGAGCCCGUCAAUGCCGUUGUUGUGGCCGAUGAUGGUAUACUUUACACCGCCUCCGACGAUGCCUCAAUCAGAGUCUGGCGGCGCAACUUCUGUAGUGGGGAAUGGCCCCAUUCGCUCACUGUAACCCUCUCUUCCAAGCACUCACCUGUAAGAACCCUAACCCUAACCUCAGACAAUGGGGUGCUGUAUGGUGGUUGCACUGAUGGUUACAUUCAUUAUUGGCUUAAGGGAUGGUUCCCAGGUCAAUUACAAUACGGUGGUGCCCUCCAGGGUCACACACAUGCAAUAAUGUGCAUGGCCAACGUGUCAAAAUAUGUGAUUAGUGGCUCAGCUGAUUCAACCAGUAGGGUUUGGGUGAGAGAUUCCGAUGGACAACACACAUGCCUAGCGGUUUUAGUGGGGCAUAGAGGACCUAUUAGGUGUGUUACUGCAUUUUUGGGGCGAUUAGAGGAUGAUAAUGAAGAUGGUUGCACGAUUUGCACUGGAAGUCUCGACGGGGUCUUGAAAUUGUGGCGUGUGACACGUACCAACAAGGAAAGUGGGAGUUUGUCACAAAAUGCAAGCGAUUAUUUUGAUCUGUAGUGGGGACUUUAUAUUGGAUUUCUGGUGCAAAAAUGUGCAGUACAUAACUAUUCUGAGAAUUGAAAGUGAAAGGUGAAGUCCAGAUGCAUGCUAUUCAACUCGUCAAAACAUGGAGGCAUGAGGAAGAUGAAGCUAUCAGUCUUGCCAGUUAAUUGUAUCAUAGAAGAUAUGUGCAAGAUCCUAAAGCACUUGCGUACUAUUUUACUGAUCCAUAGUCUCUAGGUGAGAUUGAUCUAUACUCGCAGGAAAGAGAAACCUUCUCUCUGCCUCCAGUUAAGAUCAAAUCAAUAGUGGAAACAUGGUAAAAUGUAGACCCAUUAUCUAAACUAUUUGUCAGAUUUCCUUUUGUGUUAUAGAAGUACAAGCAAUCACUGUUUUCGUUUA